AUGAUUUGUAAAGUUCUGAAGCUUAACAAUGGAUAUGAAAUUCCCACGGUUGGCCUUGGGACAUGGAAAUUGGAAGACGAGUCGUCCCUUGAAUCCUCAAUAAGAAAUGCAGUUAGCCUGGGGUACAGACAUAUCGACACUGCCUUCAUAUAUGGCAACGAAAAGAUGAUAGGAAACAUUCUAAAGAAGCUGUUCAAUGAAGGCGUGGUACAGAGGAAAGAUUUGUUCAUAACAUCCAAACUUUGGAACACAUUCCAUGAUUGUCCGGAAGAUGCCCUAAGACGAACACUAGGAGAUCUUCAGAUAGACUAUGUGGAUCUGUACCUCAUCCACUGGCCGGUGACAUUUGAGCCAGCACCCAAUGGGAGCAUGGAGUCUUGCGGAAAAAAAUACAACAUUGGAGAGUUUGAUGCAGUCACACUAUGGAAGAAGAUGGAGGCUCUUGUUGAUCUUGGACUGGCAAGGUCAAUUGGAGUGUCCAACUUUGGAAAGGAAAAUACUGAGAAAGUACUUGGUGCAUGCCGAAUCCGCCCAGCAGUUUCUCAGUUUGAGCUCCAUCCCUACCUAACCCAAAAGGAUCUUGUAGAAUUCAUGAGGUCCAAGGGAAUCCAGGUUAUCAGCUAUUCAUCUCUAGGGUCAGGGGGACAGGACUCCUCUCCGAAGGUCAGGGAAGACAAGACCAUCAAGGAAAUAGCCAAGAAGUAUGGAUGCACCCCGUCACAAGUAAUACUUAGCUAUAUUGUCUCACGAGGUGUUUGUGUAAUCCCAAAAAGCAAGUCUAAGGAGCAUCUGAAGGAGAAUAUUGAUCUGAAAGAAUUAUCAAAGGAGGAUAUUUCUGCAAUUGAUGGCCUGAACAUCAACCACAGGUAUGUCAAUCCCGUAGGAUUUGGGCCCAAUCGAUUCAAAUAA
This is a messenger RNA of Encephalitozoon hellem ATCC 50504, 909 nucleotides long. Its product is annotated as aldo-keto reductase. NCBI's taxonomy places the organism in Eukaryota, Fungi, Microsporidia, Unikaryonidae. The record is from RefSeq and is a predicted model, not a curated record. Gene Ontology annotation, cellular component: cytosol. The transcript has a single exon. Gene Ontology annotation, molecular function: aldose reductase (NADPH) activity. Bases 1 to 909 code for a protein of 302 amino acids.